AUGUUGUUCCCGUCAAGGCCAAGAUCAACACCCUCGGCGUCGUUUUUGAACGAGGAUUGGUUGGAACAUAUUAGAACUGAUAUAUUUUUCUUUCAUUUACUCCCCGUCGAUCACCCUGCCCUCUCCGCACUUCAUCAAACCUCGUUGUUACCUCAACCUCUCCUAAUCGAAUACGAUGUAGACAAUUUGUCUUCAGCUAGAGAAGUCGAAUUUAUUUGUAGAAGUUGCAGAUACCAUUUGACCAAUAAACCUAUCAGGAAUUUUGUUGAAAUACCGUCAGCGAAUUGGAGGGAGGUGGCUGACAAUUGGUUUGGUGCUUGUUGUUGUUCGUUUGAAGGUAUAAGUGAGAAGUUGGUGACGAGGUACGUGAAUUCUCACACGUGUGCACAAGGGAUGUUAUCAGGCCGUCCUGAACAGCCGAGUCUUUCGUCGUUUCUGGUGAAGCUACCAUACAUCAAAUAG
Messenger RNA from Lathyrus sativus (Indian pea), 462 nucleotides. The record is from the annotation of a GenBank genome assembly. Lineage: Eukaryota; Viridiplantae; Streptophyta; Magnoliopsida; Fabales; Fabaceae.